GGUCUCCCCCGGCAGCUCUGAUGACCCUCCUCUCUACGUGUGAGGAGUUGUGUGAGAGCAUCAUGGUAGGAGUGUGUGUAGGGGAGUUUGCAGUGGUUCAACCGCUCUCUGUGGAAUACUCCUGUAUCCUGGCCUACCUGCUGGCCUGGAAACUACUGCUGUCCUUCUUCAAGGCUUCUCCCUCCCACCUGCGUGUCCAGUACUCUCUCUAUCUAAAGAAGUCCCUCCACAAGCUCCUCCUCCACCUGUUCAGACUGAUGCCUGAAAACCCCGCCUACGUCGGCCAGGGGGCGGAGCCUGUCUCCAAGGAGACCAAGACAUUCUUCACAGAGAGCCUCUCUCUGGACGUCAACAAGUCGUCCGGUAUCCAAUAUGAGCUCUCCCACCUGGCGUGUUGUGUGUACUACAGUGCGGUACAGGACCUGCCUGCCAUGGUUAGGUUGUGGUGGACCAGUCAGGAGAAGAGAGUUAGCCACACGGUGGAUAAGUUCACAGGACGAUACGUCUCGCCUGUCCUCUCUGCUCAGGAGAUCUCCUCUGUACACGCCAGCACACAGACCUUCGACAGCAUGACUGUGAAGGCCCGUUCGGCAGCGCGGGAGGUGAUCGCCACCUACUCGGUGGAUGAUAUCUUCAUAGAGCUGGUGAUCCAGCUACCACAGAACUAUCCUCUAGGCUCGAUCACAGUAGAGAGCGGAAGGAGGGUUGGGGUGGCUGUACAACAGUGGAGAAACUGGAUGUUACAGCUCAGUACAUACCUCACACACCAGAACGGCAGUAUAAUGGAGGGCCUGGUACUGUGGAAGAACAACGUGGAUAAGAGGUUCGAGGGAGUAGAGGAUUGUAUGAUCUGUUUCUCCGUUAUUCAUGGAUCCAACUACUCUCUGCCCAAGAAGGCCUGCCGCACCUGCAAGAAAAAGUUCCACUCUGCCUGUCUGUACAAGUGGUUUACCUCUAGCAACAAGUCCACCUGUCCUCUGUGUAGAGAGACCUUCUUCUAGAAACAAGUCCACCUGCCCUCUGUAGAGACCUUCUUCAAGCAACAAGUCCACCUGCCCCCUGUAGAGAGAUCUUCUUCUAGCAACAAGUCCAUCUGCCCCCUGUAGAGAGACCUUCUUCUAGCAACAAGUCCAUCUGCCCCCUGUAGAGAGACCUUCUUCUAGCAACAAGUCCAUCUGCCCCCUGUGUAGAGAGACCUUCUUCUAGCAACAAGUCCACCUGCCCCCUGUAGAGAGACCUUCUUCUAGCAACAAGUCCAUCUGCCCCCUGUGUAGAGAGACCUUCUUCUAGCAACAAGUCCAUCUGCCCCCUGUAGAGAGACCUUCUUCUAGCAACAAGUCCAUCUGCCCCCUGUGUAGAGAGACCUUCUUCUAGCAACAAGUCCAUCUGCCCCCUGUAGAGAGACCUUCUUCAAGCAACAAGUCCACCUGCCCCCUGUGUAGAGAGACCUUCUUCUAGCAACAAGUCCAUCUGCCCCCUGUGUAGAGAGACCUUCUUCUAGCAACAAGUCCAUCUGCCCCCUGUAGAGAGACCUUCUUCAAGCAACAAGUCCACCUGCCCCCUGUAGAGACCUUCUUCAAGCAACAAGUCCACCUGCCCUCUGUAGAGACCUUCUUCAAGCAACAAGUCCACCUGCCCCCUGUAGAGACCUUCUUCAAGCAACACGUCCACCUGCCCUCUGUGUAGAGACCUUCUUCAAGCAACAAGUCCACCUGCCCCCUGUAGAGACCUUCUUCUAGCAACAAGUCCAACUGCCCCCUGUAGAGACCUUCAAGCAACAAGUCCACCUGCCCUCUGUAGAGACCUUCUUCAAGCAACAAGUCCAUCUGCCCCCUGUAGAGACCUUCUUCAAGCAACAAGUCCAUCUGCCCCCUGUAGAGACCUUCUUCAAGCAACAAGUCCAUCUGCCCCCUGUAGAGACCUUCUUCAAGCAACAAGUCCACCUGCCCUCUGUGUAGAGAGAUCUAAUCGGAACUACGUUACCAUGGAUACACAGCGUCACUGUUCCGUUGCUAUGGAUGCACAGAGACAGUUUGGUUGUAUAUUUGUACGUAUCUCUCUCCACAACCUUUUAUAGAUCAAUGCUUCUCAAUUGUUUUUUUCCUCGGGACCCAAAUUGAACCAGGUUUUCUGUCGCGAUCCAAUAUUCACAUUGUGAUUUUUGUUGUUGUUGUUGUUGCCAAAAUGCAAUUUGGAAAACAAUUUUUAAAUAUUAUUUUUUGACAGUAAAUGUAGCAAUUAUAUUAGACAUGGGGAACAAUAUUCCCGUUUUUUUUUUCAUUAAUUCCAUAUUGCUCACAAUCUUGAUGAAGAAUAUUGGCAAGCUCACACAAUCUGCUAAAUCACACUGCUAAUAGCUUUAUAUGGGAAAAUAGUGUGAUUGAAGAAAAAUGUAAUUUUUCUGAGAAUUAAAAUGAUUUAAAUGUAGGCUAAGGAUAAUCUUUUACGUACGUUCUACCUGGUGUUAGUUGUUUCAGUUCAGACUAGUAUCUCAAAAACAACAAAAAAAUAUAUGAAAAAUGUAUUUCACUCAGACACCCGCGACCCAUUCAAAACCUUUGGGCUACGACCCACCAGUUGGCAACCACUGCUUUAGAAGCUCUUUUGACAGCGGUUGUAACUCGAGGUCAAAGUUGAGGAGGACAGAUAUAUUUUAGAAGUACUAAAUGUUUUACGUCCAGUAGCCAAUGAGGAGCCAGGAAUCGGAUCAGCGCCGGGUGAUGACAUCAGAGCAGGACGACAGAUGGGUUGAGUCUCCUCUCCCCCCCCCCCCGAAUAGAUUUCUGACGCAUGCCAGAUCUCACAACGUCCGGGAUAUGUGUUUAACCACAUCACAUGUUAUAGCAAUCUGAUGCCCCGACUGCACAGUCAAUGACGUGGCACGCAACCAUUGGUUGAUGCAACGCUCACGCUUCUAGUCGGGCAGGAACUCGACCAGAAUGUUCCGUCUGAAGGAUGCAAUCAAUUCACUUGGUCAUCUGGUGUGAUUGGCACAGAGCAGUGAUGUUAUAUAUAUACAGACUGAUGAACACAAAGUGGAUUCAUUUGAGAUAAAUAAAGAGGAUUUAUAUAUCAGGAACUUGAAUCUCUCUAGUGAUGAUGACAAAGAUAGUAUUACUUGAUUGUAUUUUAACACACAGUAUAAUAACAGAGAGAGAGAGAGAGAGAGAGAGAUAACUAUAGCCUGGUCCCAGAUCUGUUUGUGCUCUUGCAAACUCCAUUGCUCAUUGUCAAGCCAAAACAUGACAGAUUUACAAGGAGUCGGCAUGACAACGCCAACAGACUUGGCAGCACGACAGCGCAGACUGGCACACGGGAUAGUGGAUCUGCUCUUUAUUCUAGCCUUGUUGUUGUGGUUCAGCGUGAACGAUGUCUAUUCCUUUGUCUGCCAUUCCUCUGUGUCUGUCUGGUUGUAAUCUGACUGUUCUUGCGGUGUUGAAAUUAUACGUCAUUAGCCCAGUAAAAAACAGACAACUCCG
This is a messenger RNA of Salvelinus namaycush (lake trout), 3479 nucleotides long. RefSeq names its product E3 ubiquitin-protein ligase listerin-like. The record is from RefSeq and is a predicted model, not a curated record. The transcript has 6 exons. Gene Ontology annotation, biological process: ribosome-associated ubiquitin-dependent protein catabolic process; rescue of stalled cytosolic ribosome. Gene Ontology annotation, cellular component: cytosol; RQC complex. Lineage: Eukaryota; Metazoa; Chordata; Actinopteri; Salmoniformes; Salmonidae. Gene Ontology annotation, molecular function: ubiquitin protein ligase activity; zinc ion binding; ribosomal large subunit binding. Bases 21 to 1001 code for a protein of 326 amino acids.